UUUUGCUUUUGACUCUUGAUUGCCUCCCUCAACAUCGAUCCGCUAGUCUCUGAUACAGCUGUAGUCGACUCUCUCAUAACAACCGCUCAUCAUGUCUGCGGACAAUACUCCUGCCAUCGCGGGACCGCGGCCGCUGCAGCAAGACGACAUCGACAGGAAGAUAAAAGAAUUCGACUCCGUCCCGCUCUUCAUGAAGUCCCUCCCGGAGAGCGAGGACGCAGCGGCCCCGUCGCUCGACGCGCUGCAGAGCCUGAUCUACGAGGGAACGCCGGAUGAGAUCGCGCAGAAUUUCAAGGAGCAGGGGAAUGACUAUUUCAAGGGGAAGCGCUAUCGCGAGGCGCUGGGGUUCUACACGCAGGGGCUGGACGCGAAGCCGCAAGACUCGGCUAUCCUCGAAGCCCUGCUGUGCAACCGCGCGGCGUGUAACCUCGAGCUGCAGAACUACGGCUCGGUCCUGAAAGACUGCUCGAGGGCGCUGACGAUCAACCCCCGGUCGUCGAAGGCGUACUACCGCUCCGCGCUGGCGUUGCUCGCGCUGGACAAGCUGGAGGAGGCGCUGGACUGCUGUGAUCGGUGUCUGGCGUAUGAUAGGGAUAAUAAAGGCGUGCAGGGCGUGCGGGAGAAGGUGAGCAGGAAGAAGGAGGAGAAGGAUAGAAGGGAGAGGGAGAAGGCGGAGAAGAUGAGGAAGGAGCGGGAGGAGAAGAUGAAGAUGAGGAAAGCGUUAGAGGAACGGCAUAUCUUCUCGGUGCACGAUCCCGACGCCCCGCCCAACCCGUACGAACCCCAUUUCGACCCGGAAGAUCCGUCAGGCAAGACGCUGAUAUUCCCCGUGUUCUUCCUCUACCCCCAAUACGCCACCUCCGACAUCGUCCCCACGUUCGUCGAGGACACGCCCUUCUCCCUGCACAUCUCGACCAUGUUCCCGCCGAACGCGCCUCCGCCUGAAUGGGACAAGAAGGGGGAGUACGUCGACGGGAACUUGGUGAUAUACGGGAUUACGCGGCGGAAGCGGCUGCUGAAGGUGGGGAAGAAGAUGUCGCUGAAGGAUUUGUUUGCUGCGGCGCAGGAGAAGCCGGGGGAGGAGAAGGAUGGGCUGGAGCUGAAGGAUGGGUGCGUGACGGUGGUGAUAUUGCCGAAAGGGGACGAGGAGAAGAAAUGGGUCGAGGAGUUCAAACGGAAUAGGGCGUCGUGAGCAGGCGUGGCUGUUUUACGAUCGAAACUGUCCGAAUGCUGUCCGAAUGUCAUUGAUGGACGGUAAAUUCAAGUGCUCUGGUCAUUCCCAGUCUUGCUAAAUCGCACCCUAGUGAGGACUACAG
Molecule: messenger RNA, 1316 nt
Organism: Gloeophyllum trabeum ATCC 11539
Lineage: Eukaryota; Fungi; Basidiomycota; Agaricomycetes; Gloeophyllales; Gloeophyllaceae
Product: TPR-like protein
Exons: 4
Coding region: 92-1192 (366 amino acids)
Molecular function (GO): Hsp90 protein binding
Source: RefSeq, a predicted model, not a curated record